UAUAGCUCAAAUUGGAUGGUCGCUUGUUAUUUCCAUUCCAAGUAUAAGUCGAGCCGAUCGAGCACAUAUAAAAAGAAUGGGAAGUCUGCCAAUAUUCGUUAUGGGACUGGAUCUAUUUCUGGCUUCUUCAGCGAGGAUCAAGUGACUCUUGGUGGCCUUGUAGUCCAAAAGCAGCUCUUUAUUGAGGCCACUAGGGAGCCGAGCGUCACUUUCUUGGUUGCUAAGUUUGAUGGCAUACUUGGACUUGGAUUUCAAGAGAUAUCGGUUGGGAAUGCGGCACCGCUUUGGUAUAACAUGGUCAACCAAAGCCUAAUUAAGAAGCCUGUGUUCUCCUUCUGGUUUAACCGUAAUGCGGAGGAUGGGGAGGGAGGUGAAAUUGUGUUUGGAGGUGCUGACCGUGAUCAUUACAGGGGGGAACACACUUAUGUCCCUGUUAGUCAGAAAGGUUAUUGGCAGUUUGAGCUGGGAGAUGUCCUAGUGGGUGGUCAAUCAGCUGGAUUUUGUUCUCAAGGUUGUGCGGCUAUUGCAGAUUCUGGAACUUCUUUGAUUGCUGGUCCAACAACUGUUAUAGCAGAAGUAAAUCAGAUGAUUGGAGCUGCCGGUGUUGUAAGCCAACAGUGCAAAGCUGUAGUUGCACAAUAUGGGGAAAAGAUUAUGGAAAUGCUUGUGGCUAAGGAAGAACCUGCAAUGAUCUGUUCUCGGAUUGGACUGUGUUCUUCCAGCGGAAAUGGAGUUAGCAUUGGCAUCAAGAGCGUGGUUAAUGACAAUGGUGAGAAGUCGACUGGUGGUGUGGAUGAUUCUUUCUGUACAUAUUGUGAAAUGGCAGUUGUAUGGAUGCAAAAUCAAGUCGGGCAGAACAAGACCAUUGAGCAGAUAUUAACCUACAUUGACAAGUUGUGUGAGCGGCUUCCUAGUCCGAUGGGCGAAUCAUCUGUGGACUGUGAUAGUCUUUCCUCCAUGCCUGUUAUUACUUUCACAAUCAGUGAUAAGAAUUUUGACUUGAAACCAGAGCAGUAUGUUCUUCAAGUCACGGAGGGUGGCACAACCCAGUGCAUCAGUGGAUUCGCUGCUUUGGAUGUGGCUCAGGGGCCUCUUUGGAUAUUGGGUGAUAUCUUCAUGGGAGCAUAUCACACUGUGUUUGAUUAUGGCAACCUGAGAGUUGGAUUUGCAGAAGCUGCUUAGACACAUAAUCGGCUACUGUUAGUACUAUAAAUUGCUGAUGUCCAAGUUUAUGUUAUCCUAUAAUGAAGGAGACUUGCUAUGUGUAUAUCGUGUGUUGUGGCUUUGCAGAUGUGUGACUUUAACAGUUAUUGCUAUUUCACUGUAGUGUCUGUUGUGUCUGUUGUAGUAUCUUUCAGACCUGGCCCUAGUAUGUAAUGCUUAUUAUAAAACUCGUCUGUCUAUUUUCUACCAGACUUUGUGAACAGAGUGAGCUUUGCCGUGCAAAUUUUCCUGCACUAUAAUAUGAUAAAGGGGUGCAAGCCUCUCAUCAAGGACACAAUGUA
Ananas comosus (pineapple) is the source of this 1505-nucleotide messenger RNA. Its product is annotated as aspartic proteinase oryzasin-1-like. Gene Ontology annotation, molecular function: aspartic-type endopeptidase activity. Bases 16 to 1182 code for a protein of 388 amino acids. The record is from RefSeq and is a predicted model, not a curated record. NCBI's taxonomy places the organism in Eukaryota, Viridiplantae, Streptophyta, Magnoliopsida, Poales, Bromeliaceae. Gene Ontology annotation, biological process: proteolysis; lipid metabolic process. The transcript has 13 exons.